This is a messenger RNA of Brienomyrus brachyistius, 2843 nucleotides long. It is a transcript of the gene fzr1b, whose product is annotated as fizzy/cell division cycle 20 related 1b. The record is from RefSeq and is a predicted model, not a curated record. Gene Ontology annotation, cellular component: anaphase-promoting complex. Lineage: Eukaryota; Metazoa; Chordata; Actinopteri; Osteoglossiformes; Mormyridae. Gene Ontology annotation, molecular function: ubiquitin ligase activator activity; protein binding; anaphase-promoting complex binding. Gene Ontology annotation, biological process: positive regulation of ubiquitin protein ligase activity; positive regulation of anaphase-promoting complex-dependent catabolic process; anaphase-promoting complex-dependent catabolic process. Bases 593 to 2053 code for a protein of 486 amino acids. The transcript is spliced from 14 exons.
AAACAAGCAACAGUAAAGUUAUACUGGGAAAAAAUAACAGGAAAAACCUGAGAUGUGUAGCAAAAAAAGAUCUUGCAGAAUUAUACAUUUUCAAAGAACAAAAAUCGAUUUUCUAUUUAUGAGUGUUUCACGAAAAGACGAUAUGGUGUAUAGCAUGAAUCAUGCGUUCGAUGCACACCAUUUUGAAAUGAAUUGUGCAAACUUUCCAAAUUCUGAAUCGGGAGACUCCGCGAUCAAGACAUCUGCGCCGUCCUUCGGUGCUCUGGAUCCUCGCCGGAUCUCGGCGGCGCAGCUGAGCCACCGGGCGCCGCUGCAGUAGCAGGGCUGGCAUGGCGGCCAUGUUAACCCACCUAUAAAUAGACGCGGAGCGGAGGCGUCGCGAUGUCGGUCGUGUGGUGUAUGUGACACCCGAGCGAAGAGGAAAAAACACCGGAGUCGAAGGAAGGCGACGGCUCAGUAUACAACGCGGUCAUUGAAAGGAGAGCGAAUGGACGUCUUGACCGAAGGAUGGAUGAGGGGAUUGGAUCAGCAGACUGAAAGGCAGAAGUAAAGAUGCCUGUGCUAUAGGACACGACCAGGUAUUCCUUGCGAGAUGGACCAGGACUACGAGAGACGCCUCCUUCGGCAAAUCAAUCACCAAAACCUUCCAGAAAGCCAACUGGCCAAGUCAGGCUGUGCUACUUCCAGCCCCGUCAGGGUCAAGUCAGGAGACAGGUUCAUCCCCACGCGAGCUGGUAGCAACUGGACUAUUAACUUCCACUAUGCCAACGAGAACUGCAGGUCUCCAAAUCAGAACCAUAGGGCGAAGGAAGCGAACACAGAUACAGGCAGAGAUACAGUAGCUUACGUUGCCUUGUUGAGAAACGAGUUGCUCGGAGCUGCCAUCGAAACCGUUCCCGACCCACAUACAGAUGAUCGCCGACACAGCCACUUAUCCCAAGACACGCACAGCCUGUUCAAGUACACGGUUGACACCAAGAGAGUGCCUUUCGACAGCAGCAAUGAGGUGUCUCCCUACUCCCUUUCGCCACUGAGCAACAAGAGUCAUAAGCUCCUGCGCUCUCCGCGGAAGCCGGCCCGCAAGAUCUCUAAGAUCCCCUUCAAGGUCCUGGAUGCUCCGGAGCUGCAGGAUGACUUCUACCUCAACCUGGUGGACUGGUCUGCGGGAAACCUGCUGAGUGUGGGCCUGGGGGCCUGCGUCUACCUGUGGAGUGCCUGCACCAGCCAGGUCACGAGGCUGUGCGACCUGUCCAUUGAUGGAGACUCUGUGACUUCGGUGUGUUGGAAUGAGAGGGGUAGUUUGGUUGCCGUAGGCACCCACAAAGGCUACGUUCAGAUCUGGGAUGCGGCUGGGGGCAGGAAGCUCAGCAGCCUGGACGGGCAUUCUGCCAGAGUCGGUGCCCUGGCUUGGAACGGGGAUCAGCUGUCAUCAGGGAGUAGGGACCGCGUCAUCCUGCAGAGGGACGUGCGCACUCCCCCAUCCACCGAGAGGCGGUUGCAGGGCCACCGGCAGGAAGUUUGUGGCCUCAAGUGGUCCCCUGACCACCAGCACCUUGCCUCGGGGGGAAACGAUAACAAGCUGUUGGUGUGGAACAGCUCCAGUCUGCUUCCCGUGCAGCAGUACAGUGACCACCUGGCAGCAGUGAAGGCCAUCGCCUGGUCACCACACCAGCACGGCCUCCUGGCCUCUGGGGGCGGCACGGCUGACCGCUGCCUUAGGUUUUGGAACACCCUGACUGGCCAGGCCCUGCAGAGCACUGAUACUGGCUCGCAGGUCUGCAACCUGGCCUGGUCCAAGCACGCCAAUGAGCUGGUCAGUACACAUGGAUACUCCCAAAACCAGAUCCUGGUGUGGAAAUACCCGUCCCUGACGCAGGUGGCCAAGCUAACUGGACACUCAUACAGGGUGCUUUACCUGGCCGUUUCCCCGGACGGCGAGGCCAUUGUGACCGGAGCUGGGGAUGAAACUCUUCGCUUCUGGAACGUCUUCAGUAAAACGCGAUGCACAAAGGAAUCCAAGUCUGUGUUAAACCUCUUCACAAGGAUACGGUAGCUCUGAAGGUGACUGGGAAUCUGAGCAGGCCACAGAUUGCAGAGAACUGAAACAAGGGAAGUGUUUUCACCGGACUGCCCUUAAACUGCAGAUCACUGGUAUUCAAGGGACAGUGGACUGAUGGAAGACUCUUAUCUCACUAACUUUUACAGACGCCUUUUCUACCAAUGACAAGCAGCCAACCUUUUUCCCCACUCUAAACUGUAGAGUGUCUCAUCACUAAAACCCUGGCAGCAAGGACUCUUUGUUCAUGUUAAGCUGUUUUUAUUUUUAUGUUGUGAAUAAUUGUAUGACACUUAAAAGAACAUUGGUCUGGGGAGAUCUGAUGUCCAUCUCUGGUGUUUUAUAUUGUUCAGAUGUGUGUGUGAAAGCUGUGUUCAGCUUAUUUCUCCUCUGUCAGAAUUCACCCCCCAGGCAGGGCUUAUUUCUAGAAAAACGUUUUAUACAGCAGUGAGGCAGCACACAGACUAAGAAGGUCUUUGUACUUCCUGAAAAUGUGACUGCACUUCCUGUCAUGGGAGAGCAGUACACGUCCAGCCCAGAGAACCUGUUUGGAGGUUAUGUGAUGUACAAAAAGUGAUUAACAGCAACAAAAUAUCUUGCCUGUCAAGCAAAAAGAACCUCAAUUUAUCAGCAUUAUCUUAAAUGCACACGCAUGUGACAGGUCCUCAGCUGCCAAGGGCGAAGGGGUAUGUUUGCUUAAGGUGCUUCAUAGGGGCUGGUGUGUGCAGCUUUAUAAAAGAUCUCUGGCUCAAACUACUGCUCAUACAAAAAAUACAUAUUUAAAGAA